AUGAAACAGAAGAGAGGUGGAAAAUUCGUCUUUGAAGGAAAGUUCCCCUUGAUCAAAUUUAGAAUUUUUGAAGAAAGUGAUCGGUCGAAAUCAGAAGAUCAAUCCAUCCCUACGGAGUCUGAAGACAUUGUGCAUUCAACCUCUAAACCAGAAUUUGAGGAAAUUCAUGAUUCUCCUACAGCCACAGUGGUGGAGGAACAUGAUCAUCACCAGGAGGAUGAAACUAAAUCUGCUCAUGAGGAUGAUGAUGAUGAUGAUCUCUAUGGUGAUGUAGAAUUUUUGAAGGAAAUUGAGUUCACAAGGUUCAGUGAUGAUAUCCCGACAGACAUUGAGCUUGAUCUUAAUGAUGAAGAAUUUGGUCCUCUUCCAGGAUUCCCCAACAGCUACCUUAAUAAAUUCAAUGAAGUUGCCUCUUCGGCAACCAUGACUAGGGAAGAAUGA
This is a messenger RNA of Lactuca saligna, 441 nucleotides long. NCBI's taxonomy places the organism in Eukaryota, Viridiplantae, Streptophyta, Magnoliopsida, Asterales, Asteraceae. The record is from the annotation of a GenBank genome assembly.